Messenger RNA from Cimex lectularius (bed bug), 8801 nucleotides. It is a transcript of the gene l(3)80Fj, whose product is annotated as eIF-2-alpha kinase activator GCN1. Gene Ontology annotation, cellular component: cytosol. Gene Ontology annotation, biological process: regulation of translation; cellular response to amino acid starvation. The transcript is spliced from 43 exons. The record is from RefSeq and is a predicted model, not a curated record. Gene Ontology annotation, molecular function: protein binding; protein kinase regulator activity. Lineage: Eukaryota; Metazoa; Arthropoda; Insecta; Hemiptera; Cimicidae. The coding region runs from base 75 to 8033 and encodes 2652 amino acids.
CGGGCCCAAGUUGAGUGCGAAAGCUGGAAGAGGAUACGGGCCACCGGUACUGGUACUGGCAGCAACACCUAAACAUGGCCACGACCGAGGAACUGGCCAGAGUCCUCAAGGACCUCCCGUUGAAAAUACAGACGGCGAGCUUGACCGAGAGAAAGAACGUUUUUGAUAACGUCAAGUCAGUUUUGACAAAUCCAGGGUUCAAUGAAAAUGUGGUUCGUGGAUUAUGCAAGGUGGUACAAAUGGCACUAUCGAGAUACAGGGACUCCAUGUCCCAAAGUUAUCUUACGUCUAUUGUCGGUUCUCUCUCUCUAAUUCACCCCGAAUGGACUUUGAAGCACUUGUCUCCGAUAAUAACAGAAGUGGCCAAUGGCAGUGCAUCUAUUGUCCCAACGAAAAGUACGGCCCAGUCGAAUCUGUACGCAUUGACUUGGAGUGCUCUACUUUUGACGAAUACUUUAAACAAAGUUAAAGAAGAAUUAAAAUCAGAAAUAAAAAAUAUCAUCAAUGCCCAAGCAAUACUUUUAACAUCUAUACUUGCUGCUAAUAAUCAGAAAAAAUCAUAUAAGGCUCAGCAUAUAUUAUCAUCAAUAUGGAAGUCAGAUGAUAAAAUGAUAAUACUUUACGAGAAAGGAGUUCUUGCACUUCCUGAAUCUCCAUCUUCAGUCGUAUUUGGCUCAAUUUUUGUGAAUUAUUUACACAAAGAAAAGCACACUGAGACCAUAAAUUCCUUAAAGGCAAGAUUAGUUGAAUUACUGGUGAAAACGGUAAUCGGAAGUAAAACUAGAAUUCCUUCUCAUGUCGUCACAUCUUGCAAGCCUCUUCUGGUUCUUGUCAAUCACAGCGAAUUUUCCGAAGUGUUACUUCCAUCUCUGCAAAAGGCUUUGCUCAGAAAUCCUGAAUUGACUCUCCACGUUCUUGAUAAACUGCUUGCCAACGUAUCGAUUGAUCUUAGCAAGUAUGCGGUUGAUUUGGGAAAAACCAUCGCAAACAAUUUGUGCAGUAAUGACGAUGAGACGAGACAUCAAGCGUCUGAAGGACUAAAAGCCCUCGCCACUCAGUGCAGCGAUCCAGACUCAAUUAGUGCACUUGCGACACAUCUUUUUCAAGAUUUCAGCAGGUCCCAAGGGAAGAUUACUGUCGCAUCGCACAAGCUUACAAUUCUUCAGGGAAUAGGUAAUCUCAGUUUCAAUGCAGUGACUGGAGGCAGCGUUAAAACAUUGGCCCAAAAUGUGGCCGAGCAGUUUGUCAAAAUUUUGGAAGUUGAAGUUCAUGAGAAAACUUUAGUUCAUUGCUUAGAAAUGAUGUCUUUAUGGUGCGCCAAGUUUACAACAAGCGUACCAGAUAAUGUUAUCGCCUGGCUUGAAAAAGGAAUUGGUCUAAAGAGUUCUACACUCCUUGUGAGAAUAUCGUACAUUGAGACCAUGUCCGUUUGCUGUCGUUCUGCGACUGCAUCUCAAACGUCUAAGUACAUUCCUUUACUCCUUAAAAGUGUCGAGAAAGCUGCUACUCAACCAACUCAGGCACUUGUUGUGACUGAAGGUUUGAGUGCUGCAUGUCUAUUAUUAAAACUGUCAUCUUAUGAUUCUCUAGAAUCAAAACUUGGCUCAUUAUACAGCAUUAUCCUUGAUAUGGAAAAACAGAUAUUUUUAUCUGAAAAGUUCCUUUCCCAGGCUUCAACUGACGCACUUUGCCAUGUUGUCAAGUUGUGUGAAAAAAUACUCAUGGAGCAUAUGUCUGAGGUCAUCGGAAGUCCGGUGCCACUUUAUAGGGCACUUGUUAUUUGCCUGACUACACGAGCUGUGAAGGUGAAAUGCAAGCCGAUGCUACAAAGGAUGUUUUCGUCUCUCCAUGGGACUCAAAUAGCCAUCGCGCUUUUUGAAGAAUUCACCAGCUUACUCAUUUCGAAUAAAUUUGCUAAUACUGGAAGACAAAAGAGUGAAAAGAAUAAGGAAACUGAAGAAUCCAACAAUGAAGAAGUGAAACCGAAGCAUUUAAUAGAAGCGAUUACUAUUUUAUGCUCGGGAACAAAUCUGUCCAAAGAUGACAAAAAUUUGCUGGCCUAUCACUUAUUAGUUGCCUGUCAUCAUCCCAUAAUUGUAACUGCACAGAGUAGUCUAUGGAUUAAAAUGUUAAAAUAUUUUAAAUUAGAUUCCGAAAAAUUUAUAAAGCAGCACGUGAAUCAGUUAACUAAACUUUUAAUUGAAAACUUCACACCGCAUCCAAGUUAUGUGAAUGCAUUAAGGACAGUGACUAAAUUAAACCACAAAGUCAUUCUUCCUCCUCUUUUGGUCAAGAUCAAGGAUGUCCUGUCGGAUCAAGAUUUGUUGAACGUAUCAGACCGCGAAUACGAAAUUUUCUUGUGUCCACCGAACGAGCUUUACGAUAAAUCAGUCAUUUCCAACAAAGACAACGAUUCAUCUUUGAAUAUUAAAAACAUGAAGAGGGAAAGUAAAGUUUAUUCUUAUAAAGAACAGCAGGAAGAAAUUGCUUUAAGGAAAGAACUGGAAGAUAAAAAACGGAAAGAAGGAAAGCUUACUGAACCCGAAUUGACUCCAAAACAAAAAGAAAUGGUCAAGAUCCAAUUGGAAAAAGAAGCCUUUAUCCGAAAUAGACUCAGAUUGGCUGAAGACAAGCUAGUUAAAGCUUACAACAUACUACUAGCUGCGUGCCAAGGAGCCCCUAUGGAGCUCUCUCUAGAGUUUCCGGUUUUAAUCCCUUUAAUUAUUAGAGGUUUGAAUUCUCCUCUUUGUGCCAAACACCUGUCGGACUUGUACAUCUAUUUGAGAAAGUCCGCUUUCCUCGGAGUUAAUAUUCCUGUCGUUUCAAUAGACAAAAUCACACACACUGCGCUAAGAUUACUCAAGCCUAAAUGCCAACUCGAUCCAUCAUGGGAGGACGAGGAUUUAGGUAAAGCGAUGAAAUGGACGAUAAAUGAGAUCGACAAGGCUAGUCAAGAAGUGACAGCGCCAGCUCUAACUUUCUUACUUCCGAUGAUCCAAUGUACUGUGAAUUGCGUUUCAUCCGCUGACCCUCUUUUAACCACAUGCAUCCACAUCCUAAGCACUCAGUGUAAAUUGAGGACUUACAGAACCGAGCCAAAUCUUCACAGCCCAACCCUACUCCCUAGAAAGCAGAUAAUGAUGCUUUGCAUCGAAAUGAUAAGUUCAACAACAGGAAGGAUACAACAGCAGGCCAGUGCUUGUUUAUUGGAGCUUGCAAAUGCUUCAUGUGGUGCUGAAGGAUGUGCUGUUGCGUCAAUUGACGAAAUAGAAUGUCUACUAAUGGCUCUACAACACUCUUCCCACCAUGUUAGAGAUGCUGCUCUAAGGGCAUUGCUCGUUCUCAUCCCAGUAUUUCCAAAACCUAAAAACAAUGCCGACCAGAUUUUCAACAUAACGAAAAGAUUAUGGGCAGCUCAGUUUGAUAUCGUUGUGGAAAACAGAACUAUCGCUCAACAAGUGUGGGAAGCGGCAAAACUGAAAUCCAACUUACAAGGGUUAAGCGAAGGACUAUUACAAGAUAUUGUCCAUCCGGUUGUGGAUAUACAACAAGCAGCAGCUGAAGCGUUGCACGCAAUCCUCCAAGACUCACACAAAUCUGAAAUCGAUGCAGUCAUAGUUCUCUUGUUAAAUAUAUACAAUGAAAAGAAUGUUAUGAUACCUGCAAGACUUGAUAGCCUUGGUAGAGUUGUUGAUCAGCCUAUUGAUACCUGGGAGCCAAGAAGUGGUGUGGCACUAGGUCUAGCUAAAUUAGCACCACUACUUUCAACAGAUAAUAUUUCUGAAUUGGCAAAAUUCUACGUGGGAAAAGGCCUUGGCGAUAGGCAUGCCACUGUUCGCAAUAACAUGCUUGCUGCUGCUCUAGCUGCUGUUGACCUGCAUGGAAAGGAUACUGUUAACAUUCUGUUGCCAAUUUUGGAACCGGUUCUUGAUAAAGGCCCAGAUUGUAGUAGUUAUGAUGCUGUGAGACAGUCAGUUGUCAUCUUAAUGGGAAGCCUUGCUCGUCAUCUGGAUAAAGAUGAUAAAAAAAUUAAACCUAUUGUGGCAAAACUUAUAGACGCACUUUCUACACCUUCCCAGCAGGUGCAAGAAGCUGUUGCGAACUGCUUGCCAGCACUUGUGCCCAGCAUAAAAGAAGAAGCUCCAGGGCUCGUUCAGAGACUUUUAGAUCAGCUUUUGAAGUCUGAAUCCUAUGGGCAAAGGAAAGGCGCAGCUUAUGGACUGGCAGGGAUAGUUAAAGGGAUGGGUAUUCUAGUCUUAAAACAACUCGAUAUAAUGACGACUUUGACAACUGCGAUCCAGGACAAGAAAAAUUACAGACACAGAGAGGGAGCCUUAUUUGCCUUCGAGAUGCUCUGUAGUGUGCUCGGGAGGCUUUUUGAGCCCUAUAUUGUUCAUGUCCUACCCCAUCUCCUGCUGUGUUUUGGAGACAGCAGUCAGUACGUUCGCGAUGCCACCGAUGAUUGCGCCAAAGUUGUAAUGAGCAAACUAUCAGCCCACGGUGUUAAGCUCGUGCUUCCAUCUCUUCUCGCAGCGCUUGAAAAAGAUUCUUGGAGGACGAAAACAGGGUCUGUAGAAUUAUUGGGUGCCAUGGCAUUCUGUGCCCCAAAACAGUUAUCUUCAUGCCUUCCGAGUAUUGUACCCAAACUAAUUGAAGUUCUGAGCGACUCCCAUGUAAAAGUACAAAAUGCUGGUACCGAAGCUCUUAAACAAAUUGGAAGCGUAAUACGUAAUCCUGAAAUUCAAGCUAUUGUCCCAAUUCUUCUUGAGGCAUUGCAAGACCCAUCUAACAAAACGGCCAUGUGUCUUCAGACGUUGUUGGACACUCAGUUCGUCCACUUCAUCGAUGCACCUUCACUAGCUUUGAUUAUGCCAGUAGUCCAAAGGGCUUUUAUGGACCGUUCGACUGAAACAAGAAAGAUGGCAGCUCAGAUUAUCGGAAAUAUGUAUUCACUUACAGAUCAGAAAGAUUUAACACCUUACCUACCAACAAUAAUACCCGGGCUUAAAACAUCCCUUCUUGAUCCUGUACCAGAGGUACGAAGUGUAUCAGCAAGAGCUCUUGGGGCUAUGGUCAGGGGUAUGGGUGAAGCCAGUUUCGAAGAUCUUCUACCAUGGCUCAUGAAGACUCUGACAUCGGAAUCAAGUUCUGUAGACAGAUCUGGUGCAGCACAAGGGCUGAGUGAAGUCGUAGGAGGUUUAGGAGUAGAAAAACUUCACAAACUUAUGCCUGAAAUUAUCAGUACUGCUGUUCGAGCCGACAUCGCCCCUCAUGUCAAAGAUGGCUACAUCAUGAUGUUCAUAUACAUGCCAGUCGUCUUUACCAAUGAAUUUACGCCUUACAUUGGUGAAAUUAUAAUUCCAAUCUUGAAAGCGUUAGCAGAUGAGAAUGAAUAUGUAAGGGAUACGGCUUUAAAGGCCGGCCAGCGUAUUGUAAACCUUUACGCAGAUUCUGCUAUAACUCUUCUCCUGCCAGAACUUGAAAAGGGGCUUUUUGAUGAAAACUGGAGAAUUCGAUAUAGCUCUGUCCAGCUCCUUGGUGAUCUGCUGUACAGGAUAUCAGGAGUUUCAGGUAAAAUGAGUACUGAAACUGCCAAUGAGGAUGACAAUUUUGGCACUGAACAAUCUCAUAAGGCUAUUAUCGGGGCUUUGGGUGCUGAAAGGCGAAAUCGUGUCCUUGCCGGUUUGUACAUGGGGAGGUCCGAUGUUGCUCUUAUGGUUCGCCAAGCCGCCCUGCACGUUUGGAAAGUCGUCGUGACAAAUACGCCUAGAACACUGAGAGAAAUCCUUCCCACACUUUUCAACCUGCUCCUUGGCUGUUUAGCUUCGACAAGCCACGAUAAAAGACAGGUUGCUGCGAAAACACUUGGAGAUUUGGUAAGGAAAUUAGGGGAAAGAGUUCUGCCAGAAAUUAUUCCGAUUUUAGAAAAAGGGCUUGAAUCGGAAAGGGCAGAUCAAAGACAAGGUGUCUGUAUUGGUUUAUCUGAAAUGAUGGCAUCUACUUCACGAGAUAUGAUUCUUACUUUCGUCAACAGUCUCGUACCUACUGUGAGAAAAGCGUUGUGCGAUCCUUUGCCUGAAGUGCGACAAGCUGCAGCGAAAACCUUUGACAGUUUGCAUUCAACCGUAGGAGUCCGGGCCCUUGAUGACAUUUUGCCACCAAUGCUGCAGCAACUUAAUAACCCAGACCCUUCGGUUGCUGAAUGGACACUAGACGGAUUGCGACAGGUGAUGGCUAUAAAAUCGAGAGUCGUACUGCCUUACUUGGUGCCACAGUUGACAGCUCCACCAAUAAACACAAAAGCGCUUUCCAUCCUCGCUUCAGUCGCAGGGGAAGCCCUUACAAAAUAUCUUAACAAAAUUCUACCGGCUUUACUGACUGCUCUGGCAGCUUCUGACUGUUCUACUCAGGAAUUAGAAUUUUGCCAGACUGUCGUACUUUCAGUACUUGAUGAGGCUGGUAUCUGUGCAAUAAUAACGCAGUUAUUGGAAGCGAUUCGAAGCGAGAAAGUAGAAACGAGAAGAGCAUCAGCAACUCUCAUUUGUGCUUUUUGUACCCACACAAGAGCUGACUAUAGUCAGCACGUUCCACAAUUACUCAGGGGACUUAUCAUCUCAUUUACUGACAAUGAUGCCACAGUUCUUCAAAUGUCCUGGGAAGCACUUUCAGCUGUUACAAAAUCUCUAGAUGCUUCGCAACAAAUUCAAUAUGUUUCUGAUAUCAGGACAGCGGUAAAAUUUGCAGUCAGCGAUCUCAAAAACGGCGAAACCCUUUUACCUGGUUUAUGUCUUCCUAAAGGAAUUACCCCAGUCCUUCCUCUUUUCCGUGAAGCUAUUCUUAAUGGCUCUCCAGAAAUCAAAGAGGCAGCAGCUCAAGGUCUGGGAGAAGUCAUUUCUCUAACUACUGCCCAGUCGCUUCAGCCGUCAGUGAUAAACAUAACUGGACCUUUAAUCCGUAUCCUUGGAGAUAGAUUUCCACCAACAGUUAAAGCUGCAGUACUUCAUACACUUGCCAUCCUUCUUGGAAAGGUUGGCAUGAUGUUGAAACAAUUCUUACCUCAACUGCAAACAACAUUUUUGAAAGCACUAAACGAUAGCAACAGGCUCGUAAGGCUCAAAGCAGCAACAGCGCUUAGCUACCUCAUUACGAUACACACAAGGCCAGAUCCACUUUUCAUCGAACUUCACAAUUCUGUCAAGAAUGCUGAAGAGCCUGCUGUGAGAGAAACGAUGAUGCAGGCUUUACGAGGGGUAGUGAGUGCUGCUGGAGACAAAAUGUCAGAAUCCGUACUCAAAACUAUUUAUGUCUCUCUUCUGUCGAUGCUUUCCCAUUCUGAGGACACCACACGAUCCGGUGCUGCUGGUUGUGUUGGUGCCUUCAUUAGGUGGCUUCCGGAUGACAUGUUACCAUCGACGAUGAGCGACACCCUUUUAGUUGAUGAUGUAUCGAUUGAUUGGACUUUGAGACACGGAAGAAGUGCUACUUUGUUCGUGGCGAUGAAGGAAGCGCCAAAUAGGAUUAUUGUACCUGCUUACGAGCAAAAAGUUCAUAAAGUUCUUUUAAGCUUUUUAGCAGCGGAUAGGGUACAAAUUGUAAUGAAUGGUGUCAGAGGUUGCGGUUAUCUUUUUGAUCACCUAAUGAACAAAGGGGAUCCUCUUCCCCAACCCUUGUUAUCCCAGUUUGUCAGGGCGAUGAACCAUAGCAGCAAUGAAGUGAAACAAUUGGUAGCAAAAGUAUGCUCAUUCUUAGCCCACUCUCGUGAAAUCACAUCGACUGAAUUUCUCAAAACUGCCAUACCAAUGUUGGUGAAUGGGACCAAAGAGAAAAACAGCUAUGUCAAGGCCAAUUCAGAAUUCUCUUUGGUCAAUGUACUUAGGCUAAGACAGGGAGACGAUAAGCUGCAGGCAACAAUUCAGCUUCUCGAUGCUGGUGCAAGCGAAGCAUUGAGUGAUGUGAUAACCAAAGUGUUGAGAAAGGUUGCAGUUCAACCAGAGGGGAAGUACGAGGAGUUGGAUGACACCUUGCUCAUCUGAUCGACAUACUAUUCCAAGACUGCAUUACCUACUCGGGGGAUUGGCUAAUCCAGCCUCAUGAGAAAUAUCUCUGUUGUCAUUUUUCUACACUCUUCGUUAAUUAUCUAGAUUUACGAAAGGCAAUCUCGUAAGAGUUGAACUUUUAAUCUAAUCUGUCACCGUCAUCAGAAAUAAAGGCAAGUUGCUAAGCUAUCCGUUCAACUACCCUUGAGUUCACAAAAAUCGGAAAAUCAAUUAUACAUUUGUUAAUAUUAUGUUUAUAAAACAUUUAUUUCUUUUGUAUUAGUUUUUGUUGUGUACUACGAUUGUUACGUUUUAUUUGCAUUUUGUUUGUCUUCCUUUCAGUUUGAUUAAAAUCAGAAAUGCGCCAUAUUCUGAGGCUUAGCUUGUGAACUAGUCAAUAGAGGGUGAUAGCAUAUUAGCCUGCCUUAUUUAUCGUUUAGGUUACAUAUUUAUUUUAUACUGAAAUAUUUUUAUUAUGGUAAAUGGUAAUGUUCAUACGGAAAAUUAUUAGAAAAUGCUUGGAGGCUCAUAUUGAGUAUCUUCAGAGAACCAUACACACAAUGUGCUGCUUCUUUUAUUAAAUAAAGAGCACUUUUAUAGCCAGCUGCUUAAAUUCUAAAAUAUUGAGAUGUAAAAUAACAAACUCAAAAUUUUCAUUACAAAAAAAAUUAUAUGUAUCAUAAAAAGAAAAAAAAAGUGAAGGGAAAUAAUUUCUGUUGUGAUUAUUCCUACUUUGUAAAUUCUAUUAAAUAAGUUAAUAACAUA